UACUGAGACAUUGCGCAUUCCACAGCUCUAACCAAAAAGGCACAUUUUGUCCGUAGGAUAGGAUUUGCUGCGGAUAUCCGAGAAGCCUUUUUUAGGGAUGUGAACAAGGAUUGUUAUAGAAGAUAUUCAGAUCUGGACUUAUCGCCCUGGACUGUUAAUGUCACAAAGUGUUGGGACAUCUGGUCAAAGAGUGGACAGUUAACAAUGAGCCUGAUGUUUAGACAACUGUAACAUUGGGACAAAAUUCACAUCCCUUUAUAGAGCUGUCACAGCGGCACGGUACUCCAGGGACCAUAAACUGUCUGAAUCCCCCAUCUCCAAGCUCAGGUAAAAGGAAGGAUUUGGCUGUCAAAAAACUACUUUCAAGAUGGAUGAAGCACCUCCCAUGAUGUCUACUCCUAAAUCAUCCAAAUAUUCCACGUUCCCUGGGAUAUUACACAGCUACCAUCUAAGCUCUUUAACGAUUCCUCACCUAGAUUCCUCAUUUCUCUGGGAUAUUACACAGCUACCAUCUAAGCUCUUUAACGAUUUCUCACCUAGUAAUACCUAUGAUUUGGAUGGUAUGGAGUCUAACCCCAGCACUUCCUUCAAUAAAACCAUGUGCAGACUUUUCUCUUCCUGCCGGCACAGUUUGCGCUUACUAUCGAAUGGCUACUACGUUGUGGAUGACAGCUCAGUUUUGUAUAACGAGGAUGGAAGUGUAAUCAUCAGUCCAACAAAACCUAAUGUAUCCUACAAAGAGAAUUCCGUCAGGAUCUUUCGAAAGAGGCGUAAACAGUUAACGCUAAGAAAACUAGAGAUUGACAAUAUGGAGUGCAAGGAAUCCGAUUCGGAUUCGGAGGAUGACAACUGGGAUCCUCAGAGAGGAGAUUACAACUUCAGUCGAGAAAUUAUGCCGGUAACGUCGUAUCCUCUCGGGGUUUUACUCGAUCCCAUGGAAGAUUCGGUCACUGCUGAUGAAACACAAGACUCCCUGUCACAUUUUUCAUCUGAAGAAUUCCUGAGCAUUAACAAUGAAUCUGAUAAACAGAAAACUUGGAUCGGAAAAGCAGCGUUGUUUUCCUUGUUCUUCCUCUUAUUGCUGUGUGCAAGGUUUUUGAUGGCAGGACACGCUGGUCUGCUGACAGCUUUGCUCCUGCUCGUUAUUAUCUAUUUUGCUCUUCCACAAACAAGAAUUACUGAAGCUCAAAGCAAUCAAAAUGUUCAUGAGGAGAACGUCAUUCAUCGCCGUUGAUUGCUCUACUUACUAUUCAAAAUAGAGAAAAGAAACAAAAAUGACCAACUAGUUUUCUUAUUUAUGACUAUGUGGCUGGAAUAGGAUCUAAAAGUUAAACGCUUAGUAGGAUUAAUAGUGUUUGUAUGAAAAAAAUGUAACUUGUACAUAAUAUCAUCAAUGUCAUGAAUAAGCUGUGACAUAAUGACAGUAACAAUAUGUUACUUUUCUACCCAUCAUUGAGAUGUUAAAUGUGCAAGUGAUUGGGUUUGCUUAGAAGUCUACAAUUCAGUACAGUUAACCCAACUUUUCCUCUGGAGCCUAGGUGUGGCAAUAAUCUACAUUAUAACAGUAAAACCAUUAAUCAAGGGGGUUAGCAAAAAUAUAAAAGUACACCUACCAUUAAAGGGACACUAUAGUCACCUGAACAACUUUAGCUUAAUAAAGCAGUUUUGGUGUAUAGAACAUGCCCCUGCAGCCUCACUGCUCAAUCCUCUGCCAUUUAUGAGUUACAUCCCUCUGUUUAUGAACCCUAGUUACACCUCCCUGCAUGUGACUUGCACAGCCUUCCAUAAACACUUCCUGUAAAGAGAGCCCUAUUUAGGCUUUCUUUAUUGCAAGUUCUGUUUAAUUAAGAUUUUCUUAUCCCCUGCUAUGUUAAUAGCUUGAGAAUAACGGUGCUCCCUAGCUAGAAAACUAGCAGGGGGUACAAAGAGAGAUGGGUUUUAGGGGUGGCAACAAGGGCAUAACCCUGCA
This is a messenger RNA of Pelobates fuscus (common spadefoot toad), 1969 nucleotides long. It is a transcript of the gene TMEM71, whose product is annotated as transmembrane protein 71. Bases 368 to 1234 code for a protein of 288 amino acids. The transcript is spliced from 11 exons. NCBI's taxonomy places the organism in Eukaryota, Metazoa, Chordata, Amphibia, Anura, Pelobatidae. The record is from RefSeq and is a predicted model, not a curated record.